GUAGCAGCAAUGCAAUGGUUUUUAAGUAUGAGGAGUAUAGCAACAUUAAGCGAAUUGACAGGCAGCUGAAACACUUGCUGUGUUAUUUUGGCAUCUGUAUUAUGGUAUGAUGAAUUCGGCUCUUCGCUCUUUUAAAUUCUGGUCGGGCAAAGUACCGCUGUUAAAAACAACUGCCAGAGAUCUGCAGUUACGUCAGUUUUCUCAUAAUACCAACUUCGGAAAACCACGUUGGAACGUAGAACAGAGAAAUCGGACGUUUGCGAGACAUUUUCCUAAAGAGCAUGGGAAAUUCAGUAGAUGUAGCAGGAAAGAAACGUCUUUGUCUGUUGCGAGGACAACUUGCGUAUCUUUUUUUAAGCUGUUCUCAACAUCUGUCCCUGUGAGAAGCGAACCUAUUGGAAAGAUAAAUUCGAGUCACUACCACUUGGUAUACACUUGCAAGGUUUGCUGGACGCGAUCAAUGAAGAGGAUUUCCAAAGUUGCUUAUCACAAUGGAGUUGUUAUAGUGACCUGUCCAAACUGCAAAAACCACCACAUCAUCGCAGAUAACCUUGGGUGGUUCUCAGAUCUCGAAGGGAAAAAGAAUAUCGAGGAGAUUUUGGCUUCCAAGGGGGAAAUGGUGAGAAGGCUACAGGGAGACGAGGCUCUGGAGCUCGUGCUGGAAAGCGCUGCCGACCUGGCCACGCGCAGCCGCUCUGGAGAGAAGACAGACGCCUCGUCGGAGGAAGAGAAAUGAUUCUGCUUUUGCACUCGAAACAUUAUGUACCAGAACCGUGACCAAACACAAAUCAUUUGACCAUCAAGUGUAUUCGUUUCUGCUAUUUUCAGGGAAGACCAUGAAAACUGUAAAUUGUUUUGUAAUAAACACUGUAAUGUUUGUGGGAUCCUUGUAUGGAGUGCGGUCUGUGGGGUACAUUUCUCGUAGUAAAUUGUAUUUAAUAUUCGUGGUUUUAACUUGGCAGAUCCAUAUUAAUUUGGUGUACUAAAGUUAACUAAGAUUUUUUUUUAAAUGGCAAACCUCAUGGCAAAUGUAACUCGUGAAGCAUAAUGUAAAAUUUAAAUACAUGUCCAUAAUGUUGAUACAUACAGCAGAUUAAACUGCAAAU
Lepisosteus oculatus (spotted gar) is the source of this 1106-nucleotide messenger RNA. The record is from RefSeq and is a predicted model, not a curated record. NCBI's taxonomy places the organism in Eukaryota, Metazoa, Chordata, Actinopteri, Semionotiformes, Lepisosteidae.